Messenger RNA from Taeniopygia guttata (zebra finch), 5400 nucleotides. RefSeq names its product family with sequence similarity 110 member A (gene FAM110A). NCBI's taxonomy places the organism in Eukaryota, Metazoa, Chordata, Aves, Passeriformes, Estrildidae. The record is from RefSeq and is a predicted model, not a curated record.
GGGUGAGGAGACAGACCCCCGGUCACCCCCAGCAGCAAUCCCCCCUCUCCCGAGCCAGGACCCACCGCCCCAGGAUGCCUCAUGGCAGCUCUUCCCCCAGCACCCACCGGGUGUCGCUGGGAGAGCGGCUGCAGCCCUGCGGAACCUGGGGCUGCCUCUUCCCGUCUGCUUCCCGGACCGCUUCCCUGCCCCGCCUAUCUGCAGUGCCCCUACCUGGCCCUGUCCCUCCGGGGGACUACGGUUUGCUCCUGCACCCUCCUCCUGCUCCACACCCUGCCCUGCGCCUGUGGGAGCGCCCAUGGCAGCCGUUGGGAGCAGUGGGGACAAGUCUUGUCCCCGGGGCUGCAGGGAUGCUGGGUGACACUGGAGGGGGAUGGUCACAGUUUGAGGUACUGCUGUGAUUUAAUCCCAGCAGGCAGCUUAGACCCCCUCAGCUGCUCACGCACACACACCCCCGGUGGGAUGGGGUACAAAAUGGGGAAAGAUAAAAUGGUAAAAGGGACUAAACUGACGGAUCAGCUUAAUAGGAACAGCAAGGAUGUCCUGUAAGUCCAGGGUAUCCCAGGGCAGGGCAGGGAGGGGGAGUGGCAGAACUGUUCCAUCCAUGUCCCCUCCAAAUUUCUAUGCACCCCAGCACUCUCGCUUGCUGAUGGGGCAGUGGGAGGAGCGGAGAAGUCCUUGGGGCUCUGUGAACAUCGCUCAGCCAAGAUCAGACACUCCUGGGUUAUCAGCACUGCUGUCAGCACAACUCCAAAACAGUCCUGUCGCUGUGGGCAAAAUGACCUCUAUCCCAGUUAAACCAGUACAGGACCCCAGGGUACCUGGAAGGUGGGGAGCAGGUGCAAGGUGCUGAGGAAACCAGAUAUAGAGAGCCUGGGGUGGGCGCGGGGCAGCUGAGGCCACUGUGUGUCCAUGGGCAUGGGGACAGGGAGGGGACAGCAACUGUCCUGUGUUUAAUUUGUCGGCACAAAGAGGCACCUCAGCCGGCAGUGAGACCUUUCCCCAUGGACAAAUGGCUAUAGGGCAGAGGCAGUUCGACGGGGCGCUGGGUGUGGGAUCUCUGUGUUGCCCCUUCACCCAAAUCCACGCCACACGUGCUGCCUGCCCUGCCCGUGCCUUCCCCGCCCCCUGCCCGCCCCCCAGCUGAACCCCCGGCCCCCCCCAGCCCCUCGCCCCUCCGUACCCCCGGCAGAUGCGAGCGAAGGCCCCGGAGCAGAUGGCAACAUUUGGUAGCCGAGUGGUCCCUGCCUGCAGGACUUUGCUGGGCUGUGGUGACCAUCCCUCCAGGAAGCCCCCUCCUCACCCAGCCAGGGCUGGGGAGCCCAUCCCAACUGCAAGCCAGCACAUGCCAGGGGGUGCAGAGGGGAUCCCCAGGGUGGGCACACUGCCCAUGCCAUGGGAGUAACAGGGUGGCAGGAGGACAUGGGAAGAUUGGCAGCCCAGAAAAGCAGAGAUUUGUCCUUGAGCUCAGCCUUAGUGAGACCCAUCCUCUAAUAUCUUUUUUCACGUGUGAGCAGUGGGGAUGGUCUGCCUGGGCAGAGGGUGGCUGCUACUCCAUGGGGAGACAAGGGGACCCCCUCACUCCAGGGACUACUGGCCACCCUAUUUGAGAGGGUAUGGCCCCCCAGACUUGGGGACCUGCUGGCGGGUCUCAGCCUGGACCCUGGCAGCCUCAGCCCUAUUUGCAUUCCAUUUCCAUGUGAAAGGAGCAGGUCAAGUUGAAAGUGGAAAGGCUGGUGGGGGCAGCAGGGAAGGGGCCGCUGCCGGAGGUGAGACCCCAACAAAAGGGCCGGAUCCCCAGGGCCCAGUGCUUGCCUGGCCAUGGGCUGUGGCCACGGCCCCACGGCAGCCGCCAUCUGCGGGUCUGUGCCGCCGCCACCACCGGCCAGACAAAGGCCUUGUGCCCAGCAUGUCCCCAUCUGUCACCUCCCUGGCUCCUGGAUCCCUGAGCAGAGACGGAGUGUGAACGUCCGGGUGCGGGCAGCAUCGUUCCCCCUGCCCACAGGGAAUGGGGUGAUGUUGGGUGCAGUGGGUGCCUCUGCAUUCUGUCCCCGUGUUCCUUCUGGAGCAGCUCUGUAGAGCUCUUGCUGAGGAAACUGAGGCAGGAGCAAGUGGUGGCUUAUCCUGGGUCAGGGCAUGACAACGGGCUGCAAUAAAGCACCCAAGAUGAAGAGGUUGGGGAUCUCUCAGCUCUGGGGAUGCCUUUGCCCAUGCAAAGUGAUGAGCCCUACCCCUGCAGCUUGGCAGGUGUUGCCAGGCACCCGUAGCUGCCUCCACCCAGCACUUCCACGGGGGGAAUUGGGUGCUGAGUGUGUUUUCUGCUCAUUGGCAGCUUAAUUUACCAUCCAAGACGUCCUGGCAGUGGCACGAGGGUGUCUGUAGGAGGUGAGAGCAAAGGCACUGCCAGCACCUCAUUGUCCCUCUGCUCACAAACACCGUCCAUGUGUUCCUGGGGCAGCGGUGGGGAUGCUGCACCGGGUGCUGGAGGAGCAUUCCUGCAGGAGCCUGUCCUCCCGGGGCAUGUCCCGGGAUGCUCCCGGGGAGGGCGAGGCUUGGGGCGCUGCCUGGAUCCAACGCCCCGUUCCAACGGGCCAGACGUGCCCGAGCAGCUCCUGCAGCUCCUGCAGCCUCCUGCCUGCACCCGCACGGCCUCGGCACCUGUGGGGGGACGCAGCCUGCGGGCUCUGCCCUCGCCUGCCAACUGGGAUUUUCUAGCUGAGCCCGUUGUGUGAAUCUGGGCUCAGGGCAGACUCUGUGCUUCCCUUGGCUCUUCUCCCUCCACCAGCUCCUUGUCUUGCUCCAGGAGCCAUUUGAACAAUGCAGGGCUGUAACUGAGCUCCACAGCAUGAGCCAAAAGCUUGUUUCCUCUGUGCAGAGCUGAAUGGAGAUGCCUGAACCAUGGGGCAGGAGCCACCCUGGGGCUGGGUUCAGGCCAGCAGGUCCAGGUGGCUGCAGCCUUGGUGACCCUGUUCCAGUCUGUCACUUCCCUUCCUGCUAUCCAGUUUAUUUUCCUAUGUUUUGGAGUUCAUUGCUGCUGGGUGAGUGGAGAAACAAGCUGAGAUUUCCAAAUCAGAGCAGGCCCUGCCAACUGACCAUACCACUGAUAUGAGGGAAUCUGGGUGCCCACAGGAAGGCUGGGAAUUUCCCCUGUGUCCCUGAAACCCUAACCCAGCACAAGGACCCUCUGCCCACAGCGAGCUGUGACAUCCAGAUGCAUUUUGGAUUCGUCACUGUGAGCACCUCGGGCCGUGUGUGCAUCCAGGCUGCCCAGCCGGCCCCGCGGGCUGAACCGGCACCGGGGACGUCACCAGGCACCGCUCGCUGCGUGGCACAGCCUGGCACGGAGGAAUGCCCUGUGGUUUCCAUCCCGUGUGAGCGCUGAGUUGCCUCCGAGGGCGUCCUCGCCCGGCGCUGACUCAGCGGCAGCCGCCGCAUGCAGAACCGCUCUGGCACCCUGCAGCCGCCAUCACACGGGAGACGGGCAGGACGUGGCUGGGGAGCAGGAGGGUGGGGACAUCAGGACACCAUCAGGACAUCCUGGGAAAGAGAGCAGGGAGAAAAAGUGUGGCAGCUGAUCCUCGCCAACGAGGCCCAUCCAGCCGACGGCACCCGAACGAGCCCCUCGCUGCCCGUGGCGGCCGCUCACGCGUGUCCCGCUGCCGGCACGGAGGAUGCCCGUCGAGGCGCUGCAAGCCGGUGACACCAUGAAGGGGGUGACGGUGCCUUUCACCUCGGCCAUGCCCGUCCGUAUCCUCCGCAAAGGGCCCGCGUAUUUCCGCCGGCACGCCGAGCCGGGGGCCGGGAAGCCCAGCGCGGUGGAGAGGCUGGAGGCCGACAAGGCCAAGUACGUGAAGAGCCAGAAGGUCGCCAGCACCAAGCAGGAGCCGGUGAAGCCGCUGUUGCUCAAGCAGCCCCUCUUCACCCCCGGGGUGCGCCGGGCUGUGCUCACCCCCAGCCGCAGGGCACCCCCGGGGCCACGCCGCGCCGAUGCUGCCAGCCCGAAGACCUCCCUUGACCUGGAGAUCCUCAACAACCUCAUCAACCUCUGUGACAGUCCCUUCCCCAAGGCGGAGAGCCCGCUGGGCAGGGAGUGCAGGUGGCGGGCAGAAGCGCCAGAGGUGGAGGGGGCUGUCAAGCCGCCAGAGAACCCGGCCACCACCAAACCCCCCGGCAGCGUGGCCGUGCGGAGGGUGGACGUCCGUCCCUGUGGAGCUCCGCGGAGCCCAGUGACACCUCUGCCUGCAUCCCCCAUCCCAGGUGGGCUGCCUGUGACCCCGUCCCGGAGCUCACCCGCCCGCCCGGAGAGCGCCCGCCGGCAGCCGCUGCUGCACCGCUCCAAGUCGGACCUGAGCGAUCGGCUCUCGAGGGCCACCGCCGACCUGGAGCGCUUCUUCAACUACUGCGGCCUUGACCCCGAGGAGAUGCAGGACAUGGCGGCUGAGCGCUUCGCCCGCGCCAGCUCUGACAUCGUGUCCCUCAAGUUCCACAGCGUGAGCACGGCCAGCUCGGAGGGCGGCCACUCGCCACCCAGCGCCGCCACGCCGGAGGGGCGGCCGGCGGAGCGUGUGCCCUACGGCAUCUCCAUCAUCGAGCGCAACGCCCGUGUCAUCAAGUGGCUCUACGGGCUGCGCCAGGCCAGGGAGCCCCAGCAGGUCUCCGAUGUGUAGCAGCGCUGUGGUGGGCACCGGGGAUGGGCCGCUCAUAAGCGGGCAAUGCUGGAUGGGGACAAAGCGCUGGCUGUGCCCUGGGAGGAGCAGGGACCUCUUGGUGGUGACAGGAGCCUUGAACUCAGCCCUGCUGUGCUACGGCAUCACUGGCCUGAUGUGGCCAGGGAUCCAUUGUCAGACCCCUGUGCCACCACUGUGCCAGGUCCCUGCAAGCCCGUGGGAAGGCAGAGGACACGUGUCCCUGGGUGUGUGGCUGGUCCUCAACACCCACAGGGCCUCAUGUGGCUGCCCUGCUGGCAGCUCCUGCCUGUCCUGCUCCUCACCAGCACCCCGGGGUGGGGUGCAAGGGGCUGGUUCCCCCUGUACGGAGCUGGGACACUGCACUGGUGAAGGAGCUGCCCCCUUGCAGCCUCCACGGAAGGGGUCCCACUGCCUGGGGUGGUGGCCACAUCCUGGUGGUCCCAUUUAUUGCUGAAGAAAAGCCUGGUGCUUUGAGGUGUGAGGGGGAAACCUGACCCCCUGCUUCAAGCUGCCCAGGGCUGUGUGUCUGUGUGAGUGUCUGCAGGUGCCUGUGUUCCCCUUCCCGGCUGCCAGUGGGCAAGAAGCCCCCACCAUGCUGGGCCUGGUAUUUAUGAAGAGAACAGUUCCUCUUUUCUACUCUUUUCCUUAUGUUUGAUCUGUAAAUAAUAAUAAUUAUAAUACAGCCAGUUUUAUUAAAUGCCUGUGUUUUGGA